Rhodofomes roseus is the source of this 1449-nucleotide messenger RNA. RefSeq lists its product as uncharacterized. The transcript is spliced from 7 exons. NCBI's taxonomy places the organism in Eukaryota, Fungi, Basidiomycota, Agaricomycetes, Polyporales, Fomitopsidaceae. The coding region runs from base 124 to 1272 and encodes 382 amino acids. The record is from RefSeq and is a predicted model, not a curated record.
CAACGGCAACGUUCAACAUCCUUUCACUUUCACUCACCAUCGAACCCGCCGUGGUCGCCGAGUCCUAACAGCUAUCACCCCGUAAUCUUUGCGAUACAUCUGUGGCUACUCUUUCCCAACAUCAUGCCCAGUACUCAACCUUCAGGCUCAAGUUCCUCCCAGCAGGCUCCGAGUCGGCCCAUGCCUUUUGGGAUAGUCCUGCGAUACAACACCGAUUUGCCUAACUUCAAGUCCAGCAUGUUCAGGAGCGCCUUCGACCUUCGGUGGGAUCUUCACUCGUGCCAUGUCAGAGAGGACCUCAAGACGUUGGGCAUCGCGCUGCCUUCAGGCACAAUUGUUGUGGGCGCCCCGCAGUGGAGGAAUGGGGAGAUCAUCUGCUACUGGCAUUCCAGUAAAGGGGCCGAAGUCAUCAACGACGUGCGAAUGCGCGUGGACCACGUCAAGAGGAAUUGGCUCUUUGGCCAGUGCAACAUCAACAACAUCGAGGUUAUAUGCAUCAACAUCGUCCCACUUGAAGGUCCAAUCCAGCAAACGACUCGGACGCAGAUUAUAGAACCACAGUCGACGUCGAAACACAAGCGCGCACUAUCCCACAACGGCAUCGCCGCGCCCACUAUCCCGAAGCGACACCGUAGCGACACUCACGAUGCUAGCACCUGUGACUCUGGGAUGCUUACGGCCACGUCAAUCUCUGCGGCAACCAACGUCGAGAACCUCCCUCCGAUGGGCGCUCGUGCUCAUCAGGCCUCGUCUACUCUCGCGUCUAGCUCGACUCUUCUAGGCGGUAGCUAUGUUCUCCGAGACCGCGUAAACGAUGGCCCUCGCUCUGAUCUGGAGGCUUCUGGUGGUCCUGCUAUCGCUAAUGGUGUAUCGACUGGACAGGCCACAAACCGCUUGGUUUCUGACGCACUGGCAGCCGCGGUGGUGCCUCCCUUGCAAAUUCCUGUGUACCGCCACGGAGAACUCUAUCCGUCGGUCGAUUACCUGCUCAAGACAGUGGAAGCGAAGAACCGGUACAUCGCAGAUCUGGAAACCAAGCGUACAGAACUGGCCAUUCAGUUGAGGCUUGCCAUUCUGCAAAGCGGACGACAUCAAGAGGAACUCAACAUACACAUUCAGCUCAUCCAACGCCUCGGCAACGAGAUGGUCGGGAUGAGGGCAACUAUCGAAGACCUGCAGAGGCGUCACAACCGCUUGCUCAUGGGACUUCCCGCUGACGCUCCUAUCGUCGAUGGACCUGCAGGCGAACACGGCGCCGAACCAGCCGUUUGACGAGAACCUACACUUCACUCGAAGGCUUCAGGACUUUCAGGCAUGUUCACGGACCUAUCGUCAUGUCUACCACUGUAUCUCGGUUUGUAUUCUCGGAUGUAACAUCACUAUACCCCAACUAUACCCGCUCACCUAUGUAGCACAUGGACUAUGUACACAUGUAUCAUUUGGCUCCGU